GGCUUGCCGACCUUUGUGAGCGCAUGCGCUCUCACUGGGAUCGCGUAGUCGUUCACCAUCCAUGCAGCAAGCCCGCCGAUAAAUUCGCAGCGCUCUGAGCACGUUCAUUUUCGAGAACUGAACGAAAACGCAUCGGUUUCAGCAAAGCACUCAGCAAACAUGAGGCUAGCCCUCACCGCCCUGAUCUGCGCAGCCGGCGCCUUCAUGCCGCCAAGCGUCAAAAGAAGCAACGCCUUGCGGGCCACGGGCGACCGCUGGUACUGCGGCGAAGGCGUCAAGUAUCCCCGAGGGGCGGCCGGCAUGCCGCCCGCACCACCGGCGGAGACGGGUGGAUAUAGCCACGAGCAGCAAUUGUUCGAUUUCUGGGCCGACACGAACUACGACUACGAGGUGGCCUUGGCGCGGCCGCUGGGUAUUGUUUUUGAAGAGAUCGGGACCGCGGCGCAGCCACGCGGUGUUCAAGUCAUCGACGUGGGGGGCAACGCGGCCGCGUCCGGUAAAGUCUCCGUCGGCGACGUGCUGGUGGGCGUGACGGCCGUGCGUUAUAUUGGCGGUGAGUACCUGGGCAAGGCGCGGCCGGAGCGGGACAUCUUCCCCGCGGGGCAGAUGGAUUUUGAUACCGUGGUCGACGCGAUCUCGUCGAACGAGGAGCCGGAGCUGUCGGAAUUGCGAGUCGUGCCGCACUCGUCGGACGUGAUCCUGCGGAUGCGUAAGGGGUAAAACCCGUAGGCUAGGA
Messenger RNA from Pelagomonas calceolata, 736 nucleotides. The record is from the annotation of a GenBank genome assembly. NCBI's taxonomy places the organism in Eukaryota, Pelagophyceae, Pelagomonadales, Pelagomonadaceae.